AUGGCUGAAGACAGCCAAACAUCAAGGAAAAGAGUCAACCAUACCUGGUCUCAUGAAGAGGACAAAAUACUAGUUGAAUGUCUGCUUGAAAUCGGUGAACUGUGGAGAGGAGAUAAUGGUUUCAGACCUGGAUUUGCAACCCAAUUGGAGAAGAUGAUGGCUGAGAGGAUACCUGGCUGCAAUCUGAAAGGUACUCCUCAUAUCACAUCAAGAAUCAAGCUGUUAAAGAGGCAUUACAAUGCCAUCUGUGAAAUGAUUAGACCAGCUGGAGGCUCCGGUUUCGGUUGGAAUGAUAAAGACAAAAUGAUAGCUGUAGAAAAGGACAUCUACACUGACUGGGUUAAGACCCACCCAAAUGCUAGAGGACUUUACAUGAAGCCUUUCCCUCACUUUGAUCAAUUAGGACCGAUAUUUGGGAAAGACGUUGCAAUUGGGAAUGAUGCAGAGGGACCACACGAUGCUGUGGAUGAAAUUGAAAAAGAAGUUGCUGCUGCUGCUGAGAGUGGGAUUGGAGCAUAUUACUUAUUCGACUGGUUGGGUGACACAACUCAAACAUCUCAUUAUGACACUGCAGCUAUGGACAAUGCCACCCAAGAUGCACCACCACAGUCCCCUAUGUCAAUCUCUGUGACAACUAAAAAAACCUCCAAGAAACGCGGCAGAUCUGAUGAAGAAUUGGUGGUUAUGGUUGUUGAUGCUAUGAAGGAUCUAAACCAGAAUUACAAAAACAAUAAUGAGAAUAUCAGUCAGUUGGUUUCUUGUUUCAAAUAUAAGGCUGAGGAUCGAGACACAAGGAAAUCAAUUCUUGAAGAAUUGAAAAAGAUUGAAGGCCUGAGUGUGCCUCAAAGGGUUCACGUAGCUAUGAUGAUGGGUAGGGACACCAACAUAACUGAUAUUUUCAUGGCUGGUUCACAAGAAGAGAGGGAGGCAGUGGUGGCUUCCUUGUUGGGAAUUCAUUAA
Molecule: messenger RNA, 960 nt
Organism: Gastrolobium bilobum
Lineage: Eukaryota; Viridiplantae; Streptophyta; Magnoliopsida; Fabales; Fabaceae
Exons: 2
Coding region: 1-960 (319 amino acids)
Source: RefSeq, a predicted model, not a curated record